Drosophila erecta is the source of this 1873-nucleotide messenger RNA. RefSeq names its product pre-mRNA-splicing factor Slu7 (gene Slu7). The coding region runs from base 82 to 1812 and encodes 576 amino acids. Gene Ontology annotation, molecular function: pre-mRNA 3'-splice site binding. NCBI's taxonomy places the organism in Eukaryota, Metazoa, Arthropoda, Insecta, Diptera, Drosophilidae. Gene Ontology annotation, biological process: mRNA splicing, via spliceosome. Gene Ontology annotation, cellular component: spliceosomal complex. The transcript has 4 exons. The record is from RefSeq and is a predicted model, not a curated record.
CCAACACUCUUCGAUAACCGAUACCAAUAAAGGGAAAUAAAUAUUACAACUAAUAUUAUCUAGUAAAUAAAAUCAGGCAAUAUGAGCUCGGGGCCCAUACGCACACCCGUCUCGCAGAUCAUCCUGAGCAAGCACGACCAAGAUGCCGAGGAGGAGCCCAAGAAGAAGUCCCGCGAGGACUGGCGUAAGGCCAAGGAGCUGGAGGAGGCUCGAAAAGCGGGAACAGCUCCAGCCGCCGUCGACGAGGAGGGUCGCGACAUAAAUCCACAUAUCCCGCAGUACAUAUCAAAUGCACCAUGGUAUUACGGAUCGGCGGGGCCUACUCUCAAGCAUCAGCGGCCCCAGCACGAGGACGAGCAAGGACAGCUGGACAAGAGGGCUCCCAAGGGACUCAACACCACACGCAUCAUCACCAAGUUCCGUAAGGGAGCCUGCGAGAACUGCGGCGCCGUCACACACAAACGCAAGGACUGCCUGGAGCGGCCGCGGAAAGUCCAAGCCAAGUAUGCUGAAUCCAUCGUCGUGCACGAUGAGCAUUUGGUCAAUGAGGCGGCGGUGAACUAUGACGAGAAACGAGAUCGCUGGAGCAGUUACGAUCCAGCCAAUCACAGAGAGAUCAUUGAGGAGUACGAAAAGGUGGAGGAGGCCAAGCGACAACUCAAGGCAGAGAAGCUCAAAAAUGAUCCCGAUGCUGAAAUAUCCGAUGAGGAGGGCAACGAGGACAAAUAUGUGGACGAAGUGGACAUGCCCGGCACCAAGGUGGACUCAAAACAGCGAAUUACAGUGCGUAACUUGCGUAUUCGCGAGGAUACGGCGAAGUACCUGAGGAACUUGGACCCCAACUCCGCCUACUACGAUCCCAAAACACGCUCCAUGCGUGACAAUCCCAAUCCUGCUGUUCCGGAAGAGGAAGCUGAGUUUGCUGGCGAGAACUUUGUGCGCUUUUCUGGAGACACUACCGCCCAAGCCACCGCCCAGUUGUUUGCCUGGGAAGCACAUGGCAAAGGAGUUGAUGUGCAUCUGCUAGCCGAGCCAACUAAGUUGGAGCUGCUUCAGAAAGAGUACGAACAGAAGAAGGAGCAGUUCAAGUCAAGUACCAAAACGCACAUUGUGGAGAAAUACGGAGGCGAAGAACAUCUGCAGGUUCCGCCGAAGUCGCUGCUGCUGGCGCAGACCGAGGAGUACAUCGAGUACUCUCGCAGCGGCAAGGUGAUAAAGGGUGUGGAGAAGCCGAAGGCGCGCAGUAUCUACGAGGAGGAUGUGUACAUCAACAACCACACAACGGUUUGGGGAAGUUUCUGGAACGCCGGUCGCUGGGGUUACAAGUGCUGCAAGUCCUUCAUCAAGAACUCCUACUGCGUGGGCAUGCAGGAACCAGAGGGCUACUCGGAACAGCAUCACACUAGCUCCACUGCAGCAGCUACAUCAGCUACAUCAGAAUCCGCAGAUCAAACACAAUUUAAGGUACCAGAAGUGCCACCAGAAAGGCUCGCCUCCGAAGUUGACUCAGCACCGAGUUCAGAAUCCUCCUCAUCGGAAGAGGAGGAGGUAAAACCAGAGAAGAAGUCCAAAAAGAAGUCAAAGAAGCGCGAGAAGAAAAAGAAGGCCAAGGAGCAGCGAAAGCAAAAAUCCAAGAACAAGGAGACCAAGGACAAGGAGAAGACAAAGGAUAAAGAUAUUCCCGAGGAACUGGAUGAUCGCAAACGAGCCUACAACAGCAUGUAUGAUGUUAAGGCACCCACAGAGGACGAGAUCGAGGAGUGGAAGAAGAAGCGGCCAAGGGCAGAAGAUCCCAUGCUGCAAUUUAUGUAGGCAAUAAAGUACAAUUAAUAUUCUUAUAUUAAAAUUCUUUUGGAUCUUAAUAAGUAAAAAA